AUGUUUUUGGGAACUUCGGCCUCAAUUGCUCUCAUCCUUGCCAGCAAUGCGCUCGCUCAGAUUUUGACGAAGUCUGUGUGUUCCACUAUACUCGUGACCAUCUCAGAACUUCCAACCGUGCCGACCACUGUGGUUACUGUCACUGUUACAGCACCAACUAGCACUUUUGCAGUGUAUACAUCAUCAGAUGUUCCUACGCCAGCAGGAUUAACUGCUAUCCAAGACUACCUGCUCGGCGUAUCCGGCAUCACUCAAGCAGCAAAGCGCGCCGUAGCACCCAAACAAACCAGCAGCACAACUUUAGUGAAGAAAACGAGUAGCUCAGCGGUAGCUCCGAACCCUACCGCACAAGCCAUGUCCUUCGUGAACGGGAAAGUGAAUCUUGCCGGCCAUCCACAAUAUCCGCAAACCGUCACAUGCAAAGAGAAUUACAUUUUCUACAAUACGUCCACAAAGUACACCGUUGCUAAACCAACGACCAUUUUCAUAGGCUACACAGAAUCAUCCACAACCGUCACGUCGACUCCAAUAGCUACACAGACGGUCCCGGCGGCGGACACCUACGAUGGUUGUGCGGCAAACAACAUUGUCACAGAUAUAGAUUCCGUCAACUACGUCUUCGCACCCGUUCUUAAACCCUUUCUGUCUAAUCUCGGACCCCUCAUUCUCGACAUCCCGAGUGCGACAGCUUGCUGCGACACAUGUUUCAAUACGCCGAACUGUGAAGCGUCCGUCUAUUUCGCUGCUAUUGAGACAUGUCUUCUAUCUACAGCUUACGUCUAUGCUCCUUCUGUGGCUGGAAUUGUAUUCGGAGUUGCAGCCCAACCACUCAUUCCUAGUCUCUUUGUCACAAUUUCGAAUGGACCUUGUGGGCAAUUAGCUUUUAGCUCGCUGAUCGAUGGACCUGGUGUGACUCUUUAG
Messenger RNA from Mollisia scopiformis, 921 nucleotides. RefSeq lists its product as uncharacterized. The record is from RefSeq and is a predicted model, not a curated record. Lineage: Eukaryota; Fungi; Ascomycota; Leotiomycetes; Helotiales; Mollisiaceae. The transcript has 3 exons. The coding region runs from base 1 to 921 and encodes 306 amino acids.